CGUCACCAAACCGGAAGUAAGAUCAUCGCUCUCUGCGGCGGCUGCGGAAGGCUCGCGGACCCAAACAACUCUUCUUCCCUCUCCUCUUCCUCCUCUUUUUCUCCUCUUAUUCCUCCUCCUCCUCCUCCUCGCGGACCAUGGACGGGUGAGCGCAACCGCACGUUUCCAUGGCGACUGAACCGCACCUGCGCGAUCCUUUCACCUGAGCCGCCUCUUCUUUGUUGUUGUUGUUGUUGUCGUUGUUGUUGUUUACUUGAUUCAAACUCCCUCCCGACUCUCCACGCGCUGCUCACUCCGGGAUCUUUUUUUCUGGUUUGUUUUGGUGUCGCGAGGAAAAAGGGGACGAUUCCCCCGCGAGGUUUUAGUGGCUGAAAUCCCGCGAUAACUGAGUGUGUGGAUGAAGAUUUAAAUGUUGUGAGUACUUAAAAUUCUCAGAUGUGACCUCAGGUCACGUGUCUGUUUAAUUAACUAAAUAGUAUACAAUGUUAAAAGGUUAUUAUGUCAAUGUGAUUACAUGGAUAAUUCCUAAAUCAAUUAUUUGUUAAUUGCAACCGUAUCGAUCACUGAAGAUUUUUUACCAGAACAUCAGCAAAUAAACUUUGAGGAAGACGAGCAGGAGAUGAUGAUGAUGAUGAUGAUGAUGAUGUGUAUUUGAAUCAUUCAUUGCAUCUUUUACGUUAUCUGGGGAGGAGCCUCCUCUGUCUCUGAAGGUCCCUUUAUUCUCCCCAUCUUUGGGGAGUUCUUGCUGUGCCGGUGUGAGGGAUUCUGGACAGAGGAGGUCACAUGACUGUAACGCCCUGUGUGUAAACAUGGCAGUAAACUGACAGCGCAAAGUCCAACAACGUUUCGCACAAGUUAAUGUUAAAUACGUAAGUGUUGGUAAAAUGUAAGUGCCUCAUUUCUCUAAUCAAUCAGGUCAUAUUUCUUUAAAUGUGCCUGCUGGCAGGAGGCUUCAUGGAUGCAUCUUCAUCCAAUGAGAAUAAUGACCUCAACUCUCUGAUUGAUUCCAGAUGUUCUCUGCAUCACAACAUGGACACACAUGGACACUGUGAGAGACAGUCUGUGGGACACUGUGAGAGACACUGAGACACUGUGAGGGACAGUGAUGCUCGGCUGCAGCGUGUGGUGUCCAUCACGUAACGUUUGGGCUCCAGAAGGUCUUCUUGAAUCAGGCUUCACUUCCUCCCUCUGCUGCGCUGAGAACAUGAGCCGCUCCGGUCCGUCCACAGCGGAUGGCCCUGAUAGGCUGAGUAUUGCUGAGCGCGCUCAGUCCGUCCCGUCUCCGGUCCUGCACCUGCGUCAGCUUCCUGUUGACGUCUCUGAACAGGAAGUGAUCGCUCUCGCGCUUCCGUUCGGCCAAGUCAUUAAGCUGAUAACGCUGAAGGCCAAAAAGCAGGCGUUUUUAGAAAUGGCGUCCGAGGAGGCGGCUGUUACCAUGGUGAACUACUACACCUCGGCUCCUCCCACGAUCAGGAACCAACCAAUCUUCAUCCAGUACUCCACCCAUCGUCAGCUCAAGACCGACAAUCUGACCAAUCACAGAGCGGCUCUGCAGGCCAGCAGUGCAGCAGCAGUGCAUUCUGGGAACAUGGCGUCAGGUGUAGAGGGGCGGGGCCUAGCUCAAGGUCAAAGUUCCGUCCUGAGAAUCAUCGUGGAGAAUUUAUUUUACCCGGUGACCCUGGAGGUCCUGCAGCAGAUCUUCAGUAAGUUCGGCUCGGUGUUGAAGAUCAUCACGUUCACCAGAAAUAAUCAGUUUCAGGCUCUGCUGCAGUUCAGCGACAUCGUGCACGCUCACCACGCCAGGGCUUCUCUGGAUGGUCAGAACAUCUACAACGGCUGCUGCACGCUGAGGAUCGACUUCUCCAAGCUGAGCACGCUCAACGUCAAGUACAACAACGACAAGAGCCGAGACUUCACCAGAGCCGACCUCCCGUCCGGAGAGAUGGACCCCGCCGCCGCCUUCGGUGGAGCUCUUCCUCCAUACGGAGCAGCAGCUUUCCAGCCGACCUUCCACCAACACACAGGUGUGUCCAUGGCGCUGGUCCCCGGGCCCUUGGUUUCUCCUCCUCGUGUCUCCCUGCAGGUGGCGCCUCCUGCUGGCCACUCGGUGCUGCUGGUGUCCAAUCUGAACCCAGAGAGCGCCUCGCCUCACUGCCUCUUCAUCCUGUUUGGUGUUUAUGGGGACGUUCAGAGGGUUAAAAUCCUCUUCAACAAGAAGGAAAACGCUUUGGUUCAGAUGAGCGACGCCACUCAGGCUCAACUCGCGAUGAGUCAUCUAAACGGACAUCGUCUCCACGGCAACGUGAUCCGGGUGAUGCCGUCCAAACACCCAGUGGUGCAGCUGCCCCGCGGGGGGGCGGGGCCAGACGAGCAGCCGCUCACCUGGGACUACUCAGGCUCCGCCCUCCACCGCUUCAAAAAGCCCGGAUCCAAAAACUUCAACAACAUCUUCCCUCCAUCGGCGACGCUCCACCUCUCCAACAUCCCGUCUUCGGUCAGUGAGGAGCUGCUGAAGGAUUUGUUCUCCUCUGCUGGGGUCACGGUUAAAGCCUUCAAGUUCUUCCAGAAGGACAGGAAGAUGGCUCUGAUGCAGCUGGCGUCUGUGGAGGAAGCCAUCGAGGCUCUGAUCGCUCUGCAUGACCACCAGCUGGACCACAACCAGCACCUCCGGGUCUCCUUUUCCAAGUCCACCAUCUGACCUUUAACCUCCGGGUCUCCUUUUCCAAGUCCACCAUCUGACCUUUAACCUCCGGGUCUCCUUCUCCAAGUCCACCAUCUGACCUUUAACCUCCGGGUCUCCUUCUCCAAGUCCACCAUCUGACCUUUAACCUCCGGGUCUCCUUCUCCCAGUCCACCAUCUGACCUUUAACCUCUGGGUCUCCUUCUCUAAGUCCACCAUCUGACCUUUAACCUCCGGGUCUCCUUCUCCAAGUCCACCAUCUGACCUUUAACCUCAGAUUCUGUUGACUGACUCCGCCCCUUUCUUCUGACCCUUUGAGCUGGGCUUCUGAUUGGCUCAGGGUGAAAACAAACGGACCAAUGGGAGCUUUCUGUGCCUACAAACACUCUGACAUCACAGUGACGGAUGAUGUCACAAAACAGGGGAGUGGUUACCGAGGUUACGCAGCACAUUCCUGAGCAGACUGAUCGGCCAGUAGCAAGGCAUUGUGGGUAAGAGAGUCCAUUAAGCCAAUAAAGUCAGCUGAAUGUUUUUUUGUCUGAAUGUUAAAAAGAAAAAGUUGAUUUUAUUGUUUGAAAAGUGAACUUCUGGUUCGUCUGAAGUCGUUUGUGCCUUAUUUCCACUUCGAUUCUGCUGGUUGUUUGUCAUGAUUUAAGUUUCGUGGUUCUUUGGAAUCGUUUUGUUUUUAAACAGUAAAACGUGACCUAGUGAUGCUUUCGAUGCUCCAUGUCGUACCUGCGUGUGUGUAUUUAUACAUCUGUGUGUGUGUAACAAGCUGAGCUGUGAUUGGUUGAUUUUCAAGUUUCUCUUUUUUUCUAUUAAAAACAUUUAAAUCAAUUCCAGCUCCUGUUUUUUAAAUCUUCCGUUAAUUACAAUUUUUGGUGUUGAUUUUAUUCUACAAACAGGAAAUAAGCCACAAAAAAACAGGAAGCUGCUGUUUCCCUGUCGGCCUUCUGACCUUUGACCUUUGCCCGGAGUUCAAUUAUAAGAACUAUAAUAAUAAUACUCUGCUUAGCUAUAAAAUGACAACAAAUUAAGUUAUAUUUAAGUCUUACACUUUUUGUUUGGUAUUUUGUUUUUAUUUGUAUAUAAUUGUUCUUUCUGAAUUGUUACGUAAUCGUUUUUCAACAGCUGACAAAAGUCACGUUUAAGAAACCUUUCAAAAUCAUUUUUAAACUU
This is a messenger RNA of Pungitius pungitius (ninespine stickleback), 3859 nucleotides long. Its product is annotated as polypyrimidine tract-binding protein 3-like. The transcript has 14 exons. Gene Ontology annotation, biological process: mRNA processing; regulation of RNA splicing. NCBI's taxonomy places the organism in Eukaryota, Metazoa, Chordata, Actinopteri, Perciformes, Gasterosteidae. The coding region runs from base 1106 to 2698 and encodes 530 amino acids. The record is from RefSeq and is a predicted model, not a curated record. Gene Ontology annotation, molecular function: mRNA binding. Gene Ontology annotation, cellular component: nucleus.